Molecule: messenger RNA, 235 nt
Organism: Bipolaris maydis ATCC 48331
Lineage: Eukaryota; Fungi; Ascomycota; Dothideomycetes; Pleosporales; Pleosporaceae
Source: RefSeq, a predicted model, not a curated record
CGCCAUCUAUCUAUGGCACACACACACACACACACACACGUACACGUCCCGACAAAAGGAGCCGCCAUUACCUACACCACCCAACAACUGCCCACCCACCUAAGUAGAGCCCAAUGUCCAGCCACACAUAAGCCCACUGCCAACACACCACUCGGCCGACUGCGCCACACUAGACACAAACAAACAAAAAAAAAGGUAAAACAAAAACUAAAGAAAAACACGAGGUGCGGGGCAG